AUUUUUACUGCCAUGACGCAUGGCGAUGAGCUCGGGCAUUGGGAAGAGAAUACAUCAUGGCCUCCAUAAUUAAUAAACGAGGCAUAUUUACCCCUCGACAGUUUUAUCAUCAGUACGCGCCACUCACAACGACAGCGUUGCAUUUUGGAACUCAAGAUGUCUUACUAUGGUCCCUCUUUCCGAACCCCCCAACCGAGGCCAACCUCUCUGGCCGCCUCAAGAGCGAAUUCUGUUGGCUACUUUGCUCCACGAACACCACAGCAAAGCAGACCGACCACCCCAGCUGCACGUGCUGCCUCCAUGUCCGCAGCUCCGAACCCUGUGACGAAUCUAUCACGGGCGAAUAGCAAGACCAACGAACCCGCAGAUACGUCUGAGGCGACCUCGUUCAGUUCGAUACAGUACAAUGAGAAGGGCGAACCCAAGAUUGGAAGGGUUGUCGGUGGAAAAUACGUUGAGGAGGGGAAUCAAGAUGUCGACUCAGACUGUGGGCCCAUCAAAACAGUGGACAUCGACAUGCCACUCACCCUGACGGAAAUGGUCACACACAACGAGAAAGAUUACAUCAUUCUCACAUUCGCAACGGGCGACAAAGAGAACCCUUUCAACUGGAAUCUGUGGUACAAGCGGAGCAUCAGUACGAUGCUUAACUUGAUGACCUUGUUUAUCGGACUAGCUACGACCGCGUACAGCUCGGGCAUUGGCAGCAUGUGCGCCGAGUUCGGGGUACCCACUAUCUACGGCCAGCUCGGCCUUUUCACUUUCAACAUCGCCUGCGCUAUCACACCCAUGAUACUCGCCCCACUUUGUGAGCUGGCAGGCCGCAAGAUCGUGUACGCCGGAGCAUUCCUCUGCUUCUCACUAAUCUUCAUCGGACUGGCCCUAGCCCAGAAUAUCAGCACCAUCAUCGGCCUACGCCUCCUUCUUGGCUUGUUUGGCUGUGUUGGUACGAUCCUGGUCGGCGGUACCUUUGACGACAUGUACGAGCCACAUAAGCGCGGCCGGCCAAUGGCCAUGUUCAGUUUCGUUGCUAUUUUCGGCACUGUCGCUGCACCGAUUUAUGCCGGGUUCAUCGACCAAUCCAUCGGAUGGCGAUGGAUCGAAGGUGUUCAAGGGCUCGCCAACGUGCCGCUUCUGAUCGCCGUGUUCAUCUUCUUUCCCGAAACACGCGGCGGUGUGGCCCUGCACAAGCGAGCAAAGAAACUCCGCGAUGCUACCGGCGACGAGCGUUACGUCGCAGAAGACGACAUCUACACGCCUGAUCUCAAGUCCAUGCUUCGAGCUUCUUCUGUCAAGGCCAUCCGCAUGUUGGUCACCGAGCCUGUCGUCUUCGCCUUCGGCCUUUGGAUUGCCUUCUGCUGGGCCGUCGUUUUCCUGUUCUUGUCGGUCAUCCCGAUCACCUUCCAGGAGAAGCGAGGCUGGUCCGAGGGCGUCGGUGGUCUUCCAUACAUCUCGCUCGCGGUCGGCACAUUCCUAGGCUGGGUUGCGCAUCACCUCCAGAUGCGCAAAUACGAUCGCCUGCAGGCUGAUCCCAACGUGCAGAUUGUACCUGAGCACCGUCUCUAUGGUUCCAUGUUCGGUGCAGUGUGGCUCCCUGUCGGCCUUUUCAUCUACUCUUUCACACAAUACGGUGAUUUGAGCUGGGUUGGCCCCGUAAUUGGCCUUGCCCCGAUCUCAUUCGGCAUCUACUUCGUUUUCGAGAGUACCUACAGUUACACGGCAGAUUGCUAUGGCGAGAACUCUUCAUCCGCAAUUGCAGGCCAGGGCCUGAUGAGGAACACUCUCGGUGCAGUCACGCCACUGUUCGCCAACGCCUUCUUCCACAAUGUGGGGAGUCAGUACGCUGGACUCAUCCUAGCUCUGUUCGGUACCCUCCUCAGCUUGAUUCCGUUCGUGAUGUUCAAGUACGGACACAUGCUCAGAGCCAGGAGCAAGUUGGCUAGGGAGUACAAUGGGCACUAAGAGAGUUGCCUGCCACAUUUAGCGUGCAUCAGCAAAUAGAUCGAUGCUGCAUCGUUCUUUUUGAUAGCUUGAUAGGUUAUAAAAUAUCAUCAUGGAUCAUUCCAUUCCAUUGACAC
Molecule: messenger RNA, 2078 nt
Organism: Paraphaeosphaeria sporulosa
Lineage: Eukaryota; Fungi; Ascomycota; Dothideomycetes; Pleosporales; Didymosphaeriaceae
Product: fructose facilitator
Exons: 1
Coding region: 157-1962 (601 amino acids)
Biological process (GO): transmembrane transport
Molecular function (GO): transmembrane transporter activity
Source: RefSeq, a predicted model, not a curated record